Manihot esculenta (cassava) is the source of this 1607-nucleotide messenger RNA. Its product is annotated as ethylene-responsive transcription factor RAP2-12. Gene Ontology annotation, biological process: regulation of DNA-templated transcription; ethylene-activated signaling pathway. Gene Ontology annotation, molecular function: DNA binding; DNA-binding transcription factor activity. NCBI's taxonomy places the organism in Eukaryota, Viridiplantae, Streptophyta, Magnoliopsida, Malpighiales, Euphorbiaceae. The transcript has 3 exons. Bases 176 to 1321 code for a protein of 381 amino acids. The record is from RefSeq and is a predicted model, not a curated record.
UCACAACCAACUCUUCCACCCACUCCUUGCUAAUUCCUCUUCAGAAAUCACUCUCAUUUGUCUCCACUACCUCAACUUUCCUUAAUCACAGUUUCGCCCCAAUAUUCUUUAAAUUCCUCUUCAUUUUCGUCCCUCUGAUCACCAUAAUUACUCAGCAACUGCAGCGACAACCACCAUGUGUGGCGGUGCUAUCAUCUCCGACUUCAUCCCUGCCACCGCUGCUGGCCGAUCCUCGCGACGGUUGACAGCGGACUUUCUCUGGCCUGAUCUAAAGAAGCCCAUUGGGAAAAUCGUUGGUGACCUUGACGAUGAUUUCGAGGCUGAUUUCCAGGAGUUUAAGGAUGAGUCUGAUGUCGAUGAGGAAGAUGACGUUUUGUUUGAUGUCAAGCCUUUCUCUUUCUCUGCUACUGCUUCUCCUCCUCCUCGCAAUCGCAGUCCUUCACGUGGUUCUACAGCUGUAAAGUCUGUGGAAUUUAAUGGGCUAGCUGAAAAAUCUGCAAAGAGAAAGAGAAAAAACCAGUACAGAGGAAUCCGGCAGCGCCCAUGGGGAAAAUGGGCUGCUGAGAUUCGUGACCCCAGGAAAGGGGUGCGUGUCUGGCUAGGAACAUUCAAUACUGCUGAAGAAGCUGCAAGAGCGUAUGAUGCUGAGGCACGUAGAAUUCGUGGCAAGAAAGCUAAAGUGAACUUUCCUGAUGAAGCUCCACGUGCUUCCCCAAAGCGGACAAUGAAGGCAAACCCUCAGAAACCACUUCCUAAGAGAAAUGCUACUGAGAGUAUGAGUUACUUGAACAAUCCAGAUCAGGACUACUUCAAUACUUUGGGCUCUGUUGAUGAGAAACCACUAGUGAGCCAGUUUGAUUUGAUGGACUCUUUUCCUGCCAAUGGAGAUGCUACAGUCAAAUCUAUUCCUCCAUGUGAUAAUGUUCCCACGUUUUUCAAUUCUGAUCAGGGAAGCAACUCAUUUGAAUGUUCCGACUUUGGAUGGGGGGAGCAGGCCUCAAAGACUCCUGAAAUCUCAUCUGUUCUUUCAGCUACUCCAGAAAUUGAUGAAUCACUUUUCAUGGAUGAUGCUAACCCUAAAAAGAAGAUGAAGUCUGACUCUGAAAAUGCAGUUCCUAUAGAAGAAAGCAAUGGAAAAUCUCUAUCAGAGGAGUUGUUGGCUUUUGACAACCAGAUGAACUUUCAGAUGCCUUAUCUUGAGGGAAGUUGGGAGGCUUCACUUGAUGGCUUCCUUAAUGGAGACGUGACUCAGGAUGGUGGAAAUCCAAUGGACCUGUGGAGCUUUGAUGACCUCCCUAAUAUGGUUGGGGGAGUUUAUUGAGCAAAAUCAUAAUUGCCGGUUGGCUUCUGUAAAUAAGGCUACAUGUUAGGAUGGUUUUCUCUCUGAAAUGUAUUACAAGCACAUCUGAACAUGCUUAAUCCUUUGAGGAGAGUGUCCUAGGGAGCUUUUGGUACAAGAGUUGUAGUAAAUAGGAAUAUUUAGUUUCCCUUUUACAUUUUGAGACACUGGACUUGGGUUGUUCAAUUUAAUAACUGUAAUUGACAAUGUGCGUGUGAUUUGUGUUUAAAACUGAUAUAAAUUUUAUCUCUACUGUUGUUUUUACCAA